UUUUGACUCCGAGCGUACCGGUUUAGUACAUAAAGCAGUGUGCUGUGCGCUCGGCGGUGCGCAGCAUGAGUCUGGACGGGAAAGUGGCUUUGGUCACCGGCGGCGCGCAGGGCAUCGGACGAGCCGUGUCUGAAGCCCUCCUGGAGAAUCAAGCAAAGGUUGCACUGGUAGAUCUGAACCAAUCUGUUGGCGAAGAAUGUAAAAGUGAUCUGGACAAACAGUUUGGAGAAAAUAAUUGUAUUUUUAUCCAGUGUGACGUUACGGACGCGGUUAAACUUAAAGAAGCCUUUCAAAACACAGUCAAGAUGUUUGGUAGAUUGGAUAUUGUCAUUAAUAAUGCAGGGAUAAACAAUGAGAAAAACUGGGAAAAGACCAUUGAUGUAAACUUGACGUCUGUCAUAAAGGGGACAUAUUUAGCCCUGGAACACAUGAGUAAAGAGUAUGGAAAGGAAGGAGGAGUUAUCAUAAACGUCUCAUCCAUGGCAGCAUUUCUCCAUUCUCCUCACCAGCCGGUGUACACAGCAACAAAGCAUGGCGUGAUUGGAUUUUCACGAGCCUUGGCGGACGCAUCUGAGCAGGGCAAUUAUGGAGUGAGGAUCAACACACUGUGCCCAGCCUUCGUGGACACCCAACUGCUUCAGACUGUUGAGCAUGAGGAAACAAUGGGCAAGUUUGUCAAGUACAAAGAUGAAUUCAAGCAGAGGAUGGACAAGUACGGUGUUCUUAAGCCAUCGCUGAUUGCAGAAGGAAUGCUGCGAAUCAUAACAGAUGAAAGUCUGAAUGGAGCUGUAAUGAAGAUCACCUGUGCUAAAGGGAUUCACUUCCACACCUAUGAGCCUCUUUCAGCUUGAAAGCAAUAAUUUCAUCAAGCCAGUUCUGCUUCUUUCAACGGGGUGUUUGAAAGCCCUGCUGUAUGGCCACGUAACCACCUUCUUGUUUACGUACAGGAGGUGUGGAUUGAUUGUAAGAUUAUUUGUCAUUUCAGAUUUGUAAACCAAAAAAAUCCAUACUUGUGUUUGGUGCUCUUUCUGAUUCUAUUUCCUCUUCUGUAAUGCUCUCAAACAUAAAUGUGUACAGACAUGCCUUUACUGUGAGUGAAAAAAACUUAAUAUUUAUUAAAUUACUGUUUCAUGGCUUAUGUAAUACCUCAGUAUGCCAAAUCCAAUAUUUUCUUACAUAUUUGUACAAUUCUUUGUUACUAGAUCUUUAGAUAUGUGCCUAAGGGAAUGUCUAAGGGCUUUUAAUUUUGUAGAAAUCAAAUAAAAUACUUUAAAAAUG
Misgurnus anguillicaudatus (oriental weatherfish) is the source of this 1278-nucleotide messenger RNA. It is a transcript of the gene hpgd, whose product is annotated as 15-hydroxyprostaglandin dehydrogenase. Gene Ontology annotation, molecular function: oxidoreductase activity, acting on the CH-OH group of donors, NAD or NADP as acceptor. Lineage: Eukaryota; Metazoa; Chordata; Actinopteri; Cypriniformes; Cobitidae. The record is from RefSeq and is a predicted model, not a curated record. Gene Ontology annotation, cellular component: cytoplasm.